AUGCUUCAGUACGACAAAACACGGAUUGAUCCAAAGCGCCGUGCUGGCCUGGAUUUUAAACGAAGGCAAUUUGCUACUCCAACCUACAAACAACAAGAUUAUCCCCAUCGUUUAAACUUCUAUGAAGUGCCACCAACCGCUGAAAUCACGCUCGAGCAAUUCGAACAAUGGGCAAUUGAUCGCUUGAGGAUCCUGUCAGAAUUUGAAGCAUGCUCAUACCGAAACAAAACCCCCUCAGAGACGGCGGCGCAUAUUGCGCCUCUCCUCCAGAAAUUUCUUCCUCUUCAUUCAAAUACCGCCUCGGGAUCCGGUGUCGAUCAAAGACUAAGGGACGAGCGUCAAAAGGACCAUUAUUCUCACUUUAUUCUCAGACUCGCAUUUUCGUCGACCGACGAGUUGAGACGGAGAUUCGUUCGAUUAGAGACAAUGCUGUUCAAGUUUCGGUUUCAAGAAGAUGAUUCAAAGGAGCGACGUGCAUUUGUGGAUAGUUUGAAUUUUGACUGGGACAUUGUCUCUGACGAAGAGAAGCAUAACCUGGGAGAAGCCUUACUUGCGUCUACGCCUGGAAUCAAGAGACUCGAUAAUGAGGGGUGGUUUAAGUUUACAAGCAAGGCACUUCCUCGGUUAGACGAAGACGAUCGCCUUGUCCCGAUUCUCGAUCACCUUUCGAAGAACUUUGGAACUUCGGAUACUUCAUAUAUUGAUGGCGAGGGCGCCGUGCCUGGGGCGCCGAUUACGGCCGCAUCAAUUGAUGCCUUAUCUUCCAGCUUCCCUCUAUGUAUGCGAAAUCUGCACAUGCAACUACGAAAAAACGCCCAUUUGAAACAUUUCGGCCGGCUUCAAUAUACGUUAUUUCUCAAGGGUAUUGGACUGUCGCUCGAGGACUGUAUCAUGUUUUGGCGACAAUCUUUCAGAAACUUCAGUGAUGAUGAAUUCAACUCCAAGUAUAAAUAUAAUAUUCGCCAUGCUUAUGGUGAUGUCGGAGGCGAUUCGAAUCGGCGAGGCAGAGGGUAUCCCCCGUAUUCGUGUCAAAAGAUCUUGACCGACAAUGCCCCUGGCGCCGGACAAACACACGGGUGUCCCUAUCGCCACUUUUCUGUGGACAACCUUAUUGCUUUACUUCAAGUUACUGGUGUAAAUGACAGAGACGUCUUGCAAGGUGUACGAGAGGAUGUUGGGAGAAUGAGAUACCACAUCGCUUGCAACCGCGUUUUCGAACAUGUCCAUAAAGAUGAACUGAAGAAGGCAAAGGAUGAGGGGAUAAUGAGUCCGGCUGAGCUGGACACAAUUGUCCAUCCAAACACGUAUUUCAAACGUAGCUACCAGUUGAAAAACCUGGGCAAGCUAUCAAAGGCAGAUGUUGAAAUGACAGCAUAA
Molecule: messenger RNA, 1377 nt
Organism: Ophidiomyces ophidiicola
Lineage: Eukaryota; Fungi; Ascomycota; Eurotiomycetes; Onygenales; Onygenaceae
Gene: PRI2
Product: DNA primase subunit pri2
Exons: 3
Coding region: 1-1377 (458 amino acids)
Biological process (GO): DNA replication, synthesis of primer
Cellular component (GO): alpha DNA polymerase:primase complex
Source: RefSeq, a predicted model, not a curated record